AUGUCUGCUUUCACGGAAACAAAAGACACAGUGAAGUCCUCCCCUCCGCCUCAUACGUCUUCCACUCCCUCCUUCGCGUGGCUUGAGGUUGACAGAUCCGCGUGGCCUUGCUCGCUGACCCACACCGGCAGUAUGUCUGAGCCUAGAGCCGUGCCAGUGAACGCCACACGCCCUACAGUUUCAGGGUGGGGGGGUGGAAGAGGGGGGGAUAGACAGGUGCCGACUGUCAUCUUGUUAACACUGGGGAAGGGAGAGGUGCUUUUUUGGCUCCCCCAUCGCCGCAGCCAUGGCACAUAUGUGGCACGCGGCCCUUGGCACAGCGUCACUGGCAUAGAUGCAUGUGAUGUGAGGUGGGAGAGCCCUGUGUAUUAG
Messenger RNA from Knipowitschia caucasica, 372 nucleotides. The record is from the annotation of a GenBank genome assembly. Lineage: Eukaryota; Metazoa; Chordata; Actinopteri; Gobiiformes; Gobiidae.